AUGGCAGCUUCCAUAUCAUCACCCACAUCAACUAGAGGUCGUUUAAGGGGUUUAAGUUAUUUACGAAGUUACACACAAAAUCACUUAUUAUCAAGGGAGAAUCACAAUAAUAACCACAAUUCUUCGUCAAAUAAUCAAAACUCACAGUCUACAAUCUCACGCACUACCUCUCAUCCUUCAUCCCCCACGUCAGCGACUGCAACUUCUAACGCCUCUGCUGCAGCCUCGCCUGCGACUUCUGCAACUCCUGCAACCGAAAGUCAUCCUCGACAAACCUCACCCACUGCACAGAGAUCCACCACGACGGACGAUUUGACAUCGGGAGGAACGAAUAAUCAAGAAAAUCUAGGUUCGACGAGUGGCUGGUUACCGACAGUAGGAGGUCACAGCGGAGUGUCAAGCAUCGCAACUCAACCUCAACCUACUGCGACUGAGUCCUCUUCAGCCGUCUUAUCGGCCAACGAUUCAUCUGCGAUAACCUCGGGUCUUACGGCGUCGAUGGCAAGGACUCGAUCUGCAGGAACCGGAGGAGCAGCAGAUAUGCCUUUACUUAAUGGUCUGGGAGAAAAUGGUCCUGCAUCUGCAGGGGCCACCAUGUCACAUCAACUACCAUCAAUUCGGUUCUCUCCGCAUCAAGAUCCUCGAGCUCAUCGCCCAUCCCUCGUAUUUGGUACCAUGAGUCGAACACUGCCGACCGGGAAAGAAGUCAUAAAAGUAGGUCGAUAUUCUGAACGAGAUAACCAACCUCAUGCUACGAAUGUGCCAUCAUUUGCACCAGUUGGAUUCAAGUCAAAGGUGGUUAGCAGACGUCAUUGUGAAUUUUGGUGUAGCGGAGGCCGCUGGUUUAUCAAGGAUGUGAAAAGUUCAUCAGGCACAUUUCUCAAUCACAUACGAUUGAGUUCCCCUGGGACGGAAUCGAGACCAUAUCCAGUUAAUGAUGGUGACAUAGUUCAGUUGGGAAUAGAUUUCAAAGGUGGCGAGGAAAUGAUAUUCAGUGUUCAGUCUCAUAAGCGUUUACGCGAGCUCAACAACAGCUUGAAGAAACAAGCAGCCGGUGGCUCGAGUAAUUCCUCGCAAGAUUGCUCGAUUUGUCUUGGACCUAUCGCUCCUUGUCAAUCUUUGUUCGUCGCACCAUGUUCUCAUACAUGGCAUUACAAAUGUAUUCGAGUUGUCAUUAAUGGUCCUACUUGGCCUCAUUUUAUAUGUCCAAAUUGCCGUACGGUCGCAGAUCUCGAGGCAGAGCUUGAUGAGCCAGAUGUGGAUUGGGAGGAAUUAGCGGCAUCAGAAGGAGAGCCGGAGGAAACAUCGACACCUGCAGCGGAUACACCAACGCCUCAUGAUACCGAGGCCGUAGCUGAGGAGGCUAUUUCACAAACGAGUGAUCCCACAGCAGCUCCUGCUCUACCAGAACAGGAGACAUUUGAACCUCUGAAUAUGCAUCAGGCCGAUGAUGACCUUGAUAUUAGUGACGAUUCCAGUACAAGUGCUCACGCCCAUGAAACUGGACUCGAAGAUAUGGCAUAUCUCCACGUAAGCGACUCAGCAACAAGUUCAAAUUCAGCAACAUCGACUCCUCAGAUCAACCAUAGCUCUACAGUGUCCCCGGUCGAUAUAAUUGCAAGAAAACCAGUUCCUAAUGCGUUAGCUAGCUCGUCUUCGCGUGUCGAGCACAUCCGUGGCUCGCCAAGUCCUAAUGGGAUGCACCCCGCACUAACAGAUCCUCUUACUGGCGAAGGACCGAUGACACCCAGGAAUGAUGUUGGGCCAUUUAUUUUUGAUGGCGGUGCGGGACGAACAAAUGGCAUUCGGCUAGCAGCCGAAGCGGGGGAGUUGGAUUACAACGAAACUCCAACCACAGCUCAGGCAGCACCACAAUCUGCCCUAUAG
Molecule: messenger RNA, 1887 nt
Organism: Sclerotinia sclerotiorum 1980 UF-70
Lineage: Eukaryota; Fungi; Ascomycota; Leotiomycetes; Helotiales; Sclerotiniaceae
Exons: 3
Coding region: 1-1887 (628 amino acids)
Biological process (GO): mitotic spindle assembly checkpoint signaling; ubiquitin-dependent protein catabolic process; protein ubiquitination
Cellular component (GO): ubiquitin ligase complex; cell division site; mitotic spindle pole body
Molecular function (GO): ubiquitin protein ligase activity; protein binding
Source: RefSeq, a predicted model, not a curated record